Chelonia mydas (Green sea turtle) is the source of this 3227-nucleotide messenger RNA. Its product is annotated as interferon-inducible GTPase 5-like. The record is from RefSeq and is a predicted model, not a curated record. Gene Ontology annotation, cellular component: membrane. Gene Ontology annotation, molecular function: GTPase activity; GTP binding. NCBI's taxonomy places the organism in Eukaryota, Metazoa, Chordata, Testudines, Cheloniidae.
AGAGGGGCACACAAAGAGGGGACUUGGCAGGAAGAGGGGGAGCUAGGAGCCCACAGAAGGCAAGACAGCAGCUGAGACACUGAGGACGAGAGAUUGAUGAGCUGCUUGUGCCCACAGAUUGCUGCCCCUUCCUAGAGACCAUCGGGCCCCCCUGGAUGCAGCGCAGCCUGGGGGAAGGUAAGAGAUUCCUGCUGGCUGGGAUUUCCCUGCACUCCCCACCCUCCCCACCCCAAUUCUCACAUCCCCCAAUAGUGGCCAGCUGCCGGGCUCUGAUGCUAAUGUCUUCUGGUCCUGUGCAUGGAGCCGGGAUGGGGUCCAAGAAAGCAGUGCGCUCCCCUUCUUCCUGCCAGGCCUUUGGGGCGAGUGAGAGCAGCUGCAGGGAUCCCCCUGGCUCCCCUGGCCUAGAGGGCAUGCUGAGGGAGGGCUGGGUCUGAGCACUGCUCUGCCCAUUCACAGCUGAGCUAUUGUCCCCGUCAGGGGGCAGGGUGCUGGGCUGGCUCGAAAAUCUCCCCGUGUAUAUUUGUGUCUUCAUGGGGGCUGAGAUCUUGUGAAAAUUCUUACCUGUGGGUCUGCACAGCACCCAGAAUAAUGGGGGCUCCUGAUCUCAGUCAGGGGGUCUGGGCUGCGCCCACCACAACAGGGCCCUGAUCUCGGUCGGGGUCUGGGCACGCCUGGCACAGCGGGCUCCGAUCUCAGUCAGGAUUCAUAUGCACUAUUAUACAACAAAUAAUAAAUAAUGAUUAAAACCAAACAACUCCUGUUUUUCCCAUACUUCCCCUGCCUCCUUCAGUGCCCGGACCAGAUACGCAAGGGGAAGAGUUAUGGUUGCAUAGGCUACCAUAAAUAUGCCUUUUCCUAACUUUUGAGUGCUUGACGUUGCCACCAUAAGUAAUCCACUGUCGGCGUAGGAUUUUCCAGAGGUAGCAAUAACCAGGAGCUGAAAUGUUUCUUCUUCUCUGUAGUAGAUUGAGCACCAUGGCUCUCGAUGGGUUCAAAGCCGCUGUCUAUCAAGGGAGCCUGACAGAAGCUAUUUCUAAUGUGCAGGAUUUUUACAGCCACACCCUCAGCAUUGCCGUUACAGGGGAGUCAGGGUCCGGGAAGUCCUCCCUCAUCAACGCCAUACGGGGGCUACAUGCUGGUGAUGAAGGUGCUGCUGAAACCGGGAUGCUGGAUGUCAUAAGGGAGCUGAUGGCUUAUCCAGAUCCCGUCCUUCCAGGAGUCACCCUCUGGGACCUACCAGGGGUGGGGGUGUCCUAUUUCCCUCUAGACAUCUACUGUGAGCGGCUCAAUUUGAGCCAAUUUGAGUUCUUCAUCAUUGUCGGCUCCCAGCGCUUCCGCUCCGACCACACCAGGCUGGUCCGUGAGAUCCAGAGACUGGGCAAGAGGUUCUACUUUGUGCGCUCCAAAGCCAACGUGGACCUGGACGCCUCCAGGAGGCAGCGUCCCUCCAGCUACAAUGAGGAGAGGAUCCUGCAGCAGAUGAGGGAGGACUGCAGGAGAGGCCUGGGAGCAGAAGGAGUGGGCCACCCACAGGUUUUUGUCGUGUCCAGCUGGGACCCCAACCACUACGAUUUUCCCCUACUGCGGCAAACUUUGCAGAUGGAGGUGCAGAGCCUGAAGAGACACGCCUUCCUGCGGAGCCUGCCUGCUGUCGCCUUGCCCAUCGUCAAGCAGAAAAAAGCCGCCCUGAAGGGGCAUUUCUCAUGUCUUCUCACUGCCGUUCCUGUCCCAGGCCUCUCUUUCUUGUGCACCUUCUUCAUCUUCAGGAAACACCUGUUCCGAUACUAUAGCAGCUUCGUCGUGGACGACAGGUCCCUCUCUGCUCUCGCCCGGCAGGUUGGGAAGCCCAUAGGGGAACUGACGGCCGUGACAACGUCCUUGGGAACGACCCCCAUGAUGGCUCUGAAGCUGCUGUCGGACUCGGUGGGGGCCGCCGUGAUGGUAGCGGAAUAUUCGUGGAAGCGCCUCCCCGUGUUUGGUGCCUUGGUGCCCGGAGGGGUGGCGCUGCUUACCACGUUCUUCAUGCUGCAGCAGUGUUUGGCCUCAGACGAUGCCCAGCGGGUUCUGAGCAAAGCGCUGGAGGCAGAAGGGGAAACACCAUCUAGGAUUGGAUGUCGUGUCGGAUGUGCCUGCUGCUGUCUAGCAGACAUGGUCUUGGACUUCAAGCAGGAAAGCUUCAUGCUUCUCCAUCCAGGAGUCCUAUGUCCAGUCCCCAUAAACCAUUUAGGGGUGUUGUUGCACGUGGGUCAAAGUGCCCAUAACAAAGGAGACAGACUCAGCGACAGCUCAACGCUCCUGAGGUUUCGCCCCACAAGGAAGGAGGCAGCUUCCUUCUUGACAUUCAUACAAUAAAAAUAAAAUUAUACUGAAUCCAGUUCUACCUACCUGUGUCCCCUGUGCUCUUCCAUCACUUCGGUAUAUGAGCACCUUACACACAUUAACGGACCGGAUCCCCACACUGGGGCAAAUCGGCCAUAGCUCCAUUGGGGUCAAUGGCAGAGACCCCCAGCUGGGGUCAAUUGGCCAUAGCUCCACUGGGGUCACUGGGGCUAGACCACCGCUGGGGUCAAUGGGCCGUAGCUCCUUUGGAGUCAAUGGGGCCGGAUCCCAGCUGGGGUCAAUCGGCUGUAGCAGAAUGGGAGUCAAUGGGGCCAGAUCCUCAGCUGCGGGCCAUUGCUCCAUUGAAGCUUAGAAGCUGAAGGUCUUGUCCUCAUGGGAAACUUUUUCGGUAGAACGUAAGCUGUGAAUUUAAACUGACAGAAUGACCCUGGUGGAACCUCCUGUGUGGACGCUCUCGCUCCGGCAGAAGAGUGGCUUUUUUCCGUUUGGUUUAUGUCACUUGGGAGAGGGUUUAAGCUGAGCCGGAGAAUGUCACUGUUCUACCGGGACAAGAAGACAAGGCAAGGCCUUGAAGACAAGGCCUUGAAGACAAGGCCUAAAAGCCUCAUUAAAAGUCAAUCCACCCGAAGCUCACCAAUCAUGUGGGACGAUCCUGCCCUGUGAAUCUUGUCAGUUGCCUUUAGCUGCAAUGCUGGGGCAGUGGGUUUGCUGUGUUUGCUUUUUCAGGCUGGUCAGUAUCGUCUUGUUGUUUCCUUGCGCUUUUUCUCCGCCUGUUUGUGGAAUCUACGUAUUGCCAAUAAUCUUCCGCUUAGAUUGAAAGCCCUUCAGGGCAGGGCCUGUCUCUUUGUUAUAUCUUCGUACAGUGCCUGGAACAAUGGGGCCUUGGU